CAGUACGUUGCCAUCGGCGACCAGGUGGUGACUCUGGGAGACGGGGACGAGGUGGCCGUGGUGCCGCCGCUCAGCGGAGGAUAAAGACGAGACAUGGCCGAGUCGGAGGAGCGGAGGGACGUCUUCAAGCUGAGCCGUGAUUGGCUGGCUGUACAGGAAGUGGUCGACGCCGUCAGCAGCCCGUCCUGUGGAGCCAUUUCAGUAUUCAUAGGUACGACCCGUGAGGACGAGGUGGGCGGCAGGAAGGUGAUUGGUCUGGAGUACGAGGCGUAUGAGCUCAUGGCCCAAUCAGAGUUCAGUAAGCUGUGUGAUGACAUCAGAAAGCGCUGGCCAACCGUGACGCACGUCUGCGUUCACCACCGGCUGGGGUGGGUGAAGGUGGGCGAGGCCAGCGUUGCCAUGGCGAUCUCGUCUCCUCAUCGCCACGACGGCCAGCAGGCGGUCCAGCACUGCAUCGAGCAGCUGAAGGCCACCGUCCCCAUCUGGAAGAAGGAAGUGUACGAAAACCAGGAGACAAGCUGGAAGGAGAACGCAGAGUGUCCGUGGGCCUUUCAAAAUAAAGACAACGUCUGAACGGCAGAAAAUAAAACACUGAAGUUAUUAAGUUUUAAUCGGUAAAUGUUUGUGUUGUUAAUGAGCUGCUUUAAUAAUAAUAUUAAUUCAUAACUAAUAAACUGUUUCUGAUGUCAUCUGUUCCAUCCGGCUGCGUUUGAAGAAACGUUUUAGAAUAAAGUUUGUCUGUUUGUUCUGAGAUGAAAACAGAGAUUUCUGUUCACACUGGAGACUAAAUAAAGUUUUAUUC
Anoplopoma fimbria (sablefish) is the source of this 802-nucleotide messenger RNA. Its product is annotated as molybdopterin synthase catalytic subunit-like. The coding region runs from base 94 to 573 and encodes 159 amino acids. Gene Ontology annotation, molecular function: molybdopterin synthase activity. Lineage: Eukaryota; Metazoa; Chordata; Actinopteri; Perciformes; Anoplopomatidae. The transcript is spliced from 5 exons. The record is from RefSeq and is a predicted model, not a curated record. Gene Ontology annotation, biological process: Mo-molybdopterin cofactor biosynthetic process. Gene Ontology annotation, cellular component: cytosol.